UUCCAAUCACAACCACUAUGAUACAGUAUAGCGUAGUCUUCUGUAUAAAACAGACUAACAAAAGAAACCUAUACAGUUAUGAAUGCUAACCAUCACUGUUGUGUCCUUAGUGAUGUCACAUGAUUAGUUAUAGGACACUGUACUGAGCAUGUAGCUAGGAACAACAUGAAGAUCAAAUUUGCUUUGUUUUGGAGUGUGGCAGUCAGUGUGUGUGCAAGUUUCACCACAGUGAGAGCUGAUUUUGUAUUAACAGUCAAUUUUAUCAACUACACCAACCCAACCGGACUGUGUGCUGAAUGUGCUGUUCCACUGAGUGAUGUGGCAAGUGCUGACCAGCUAUUCCCAGUGUGCUGUGAUGAUCGGCCACUCAGAAACACCAACUGUGACAACACAGGAGAGGAGAGUUGUGACACCAGGUUCCGUUGGAACAUCAGACCAUUCGCUGCAUCACUGGAGACAAGACCCAGUGCUGCAUCCAAUCCUGGCAAUCCUUCUAAUUACUUCUUCACAAACUGUCCAACCUCACCCAACUCUGUUUGCCCAUUCCCCCAAGUGAGCACAACAUUUCCCCAAGGCCCACUAGGUUUCCUGGGUGUAGCAGCCAACCCUCUACCAGUGAUGUCAAGCACAGUGUGGACAGAACAAACACAGUUCUUCAUAGAAGCUGUGGACAGUGGACUCCCGAACAUAAUAGACAGUCUGUUGAUUGACCUGGACAACCUCCAACUUGGAGCAGACUUCACAGAGGAGAUGACGUUCACUGGAUACCACAACAUAUCUAACAUGACCAUGAGUUUCAGAGUCGAGUGCUCGCAUGGUUUCUGUGGAUCUGACUGUACCACCACAUCUCAGAACAACCCACGAAUGGUGACAUGUCAAGCUGAUGGCACUCUAACUUGCUAUGACAACUUUGACCCUAAUACAAGCUGUACUGAGUGUGUGGAUAACUACAAUCUAACCACCAACUGCACGUCUUGUCUAUUUGGACGAAACAUAUCCACAAGAUGUACCACCUGUCUGCCCGGGUAUGAUAGUAACCGUGACUGUACAGUGUGUUUAUCUGGACGAAAAAUAUCCACAAGAUGUACCACCUGUCUGUCUGGAUUCACUGGAAGUAACUGUGAACCUGACUCUUCACUCAGUGUGGGAGUGGUGGGUGGUAUCGCUGGAGGAGUGGGUGGAGUUUUGCUGCUCAUCAUUCUAGUAAUGGCCGUGCUCCUACUUACAGUCAGUAUCAGAAAGAGUGGUAACCAAGACAUCAGUACUGCCACUACUACAGAUAAAGAAGUUACAGAAGUCAUGGAAAUGAAUCAAAAUCCCGUGUACAGUAUGAGUACAACUGAAACACCAACUAUGGACCAUGAAGCUAACCACACCCACCAGUACGAGACUGUGGACACACCCAUUGAAAUGAAUCAGAACCCUGUGUACAGUGCAACCAAUGCUACUAAUAUUGAAGCUGACUACUAUGAGAACGGUGGUCUGGGCCCAACAAGAAAUGAUCAGCAACUGGAAUACGAUUAUAUUCAAGUGUGAAAGUACAACAAACACCUUAUAGCAAUAAUGUACACAUACAGACACAAAAAUUAAACACGUAUAAUAUAAUUAUUACUUACGAUUUUACUAUUAAUCAUUGACUAUACUGGGAGUCUAUAUAUAAAC
Molecule: messenger RNA, 1662 nt
Organism: Halichondria panicea
Lineage: Eukaryota; Metazoa; Porifera; Demospongiae; Suberitida; Halichondriidae
Exons: 5
Coding region: 166-1536 (456 amino acids)
Source: RefSeq, a predicted model, not a curated record